UAUUGCUACAGCCAAAACGAACCAAUUUUUCCCUUUCAAUUGAAAAUUCCGAGGAAAAAGAACCGAAUGAGAAUGAUUCUUCUAAGCUGUACUCCGUGACAGUUCCACAACAUAGUUAUAUCCGCAAAGCAAAACUAGUUAAAACAUCCUCCAAAAACAAUCCUCCUUCAACAGAUACUACAGAUAUUCAUUUCUUGAGACACUGUUGAUACAUACUAGAUACUGCAUAGUACAUAAUUUCACAAAACCAUGGUUGGUGAGAUUGAUACUACAUCAAUUGAACCUGUCCGGCACGGAGUCUCUUUAUUCGACGAUAAAAGCGAUCCGAAGAAAUUUCUACCUACAUGGAAUAAGCGUGACUAUGAGAAAGAGAUUGAGGAUUUGACAAAGGAAUUGGCAAGCUACAAGGUUCAGUUAGAAGCUAAGCAUGUUGCACACAUCAAAGCACUUCUUAAGCCGGAACAAAACCAGAAAAUGAUUCAUGAGUUGUCUACCUUGCUUAAGAACUCUGAUAUCGAAAGAAAUAAGUACGUGAACGAAUGUUCGGAGAGUAGAGCUAGCAAAGACGGGCUUGAAUCGAUGACGAAAGAGAUGGCUGAUCUUAAAUUAGAAACUGUGAAAGUUCGGGACCAGCUUUCGCAUGUUUUGAGUGAAUUGAAGGCCACACAACGAGAACUUGUUGAUAAAGAUACUGAGAUUUGUAUGGCUAGAGAUUCGGAAUUGAACGCUUUGGAGAAGGCGGAACAGUUGGAAAAUGAAUUGAAGAUGGAAAAGGAACAUAAAGAAGAACUUUUACAGCAAGUUACAAGUGCAAAGGAAGAGAUAAUUGAAUUGAAUAACAAUAAUCAAUCACUCAUAGACGAGUUGAAGAUGAGUAAAGAAAGAGACAUUGAAACACAAGUCGAGAUUUCAUUGCUGAAAUCGAAAUCUCAUCUUCAAGAAUAUAGCCUGGCUUACAAGAAUGGAUCAUAUUCAUAUGUCACUGAUCAAUCAAAGGACGAAGCUGAAAAGUUAAAUAGAGAGAAAGAGAAAGAGAAAGAGAAAGACAAUGACAGUAUCAGAAUCAGUUUGGAAGAAUACAACUACUUGGUUAAAGAGGUUGCGAAGGGAAGUGAAAAAGGAAACGAGAUAGAGUUAGCAUUCAUGAAAAGAGAGCUUGAAAAUGCAUCAUUGAAAAUUUCAGAGAUGAGGAAUCGUGCGGAACAAGCUAUCAGCAGAGCUGAGUUAGCUGAGAAUGGUAAAGCAGCAUUGGAGGAUAAGAUAAGGAGACACCGCGAACAUAGGCUGAGAAAGAAGGCGGCUCUAACCGCGCUUCGCGAGGAAUCUACGCCUAAACCAUUUACUCCUUCAACAUCAUAUGGAACACCAAGUCUGUACCAGCCAUUAAGUAAAGUUCUCAAUAUGAAGUUGUAAAAGUUUUUACUGAUAUGUUUACAUUAUUUAGUGUGACUAAUACUAUGUGAGUUGUUACUUGUUAA
Molecule: messenger RNA, 1478 nt
Organism: Lathyrus oleraceus (garden pea)
Lineage: Eukaryota; Viridiplantae; Streptophyta; Magnoliopsida; Fabales; Fabaceae
Exons: 2
Coding region: 250-1413 (387 amino acids)
Biological process (GO): chloroplast accumulation movement; chloroplast avoidance movement
Cellular component (GO): cytosol
Source: RefSeq, a predicted model, not a curated record